UAGCAUCAUGGUCCGUAAAUUGGAUGUAAACUUGAAUAAUAAGGAAUUUAUAGUUAAUGCUUUAAAAGAGAAUAAAAGAUUAGACGGUAGAUCUCUCCUUGAAGGUCGUCCUAUUGAAAUUCAGUUUGGCAAGCCACUGGGUUCUGUUACUAUCAAACUUGGAGAGUGUUCUGUAAUGUCAUCAGUCAGCUGCACCGUCACCCAGCCAACACCAGAAAGACCAUAUGAAGGCCAACUUAACAUAUCGAGCGAAUUAUCAGCAAUGACUACACCAUUCUAUGAACCAGGGAUGAGAGGUAACACAGCCGAAGAAGAAGCUACGCUGAAUAGGCAGCUAGACAAGGCAAUAAGAAGGUCCGGGAUGGUCGACAGAGAAGCAUUGUGUAUAAUCGGAGGAGAGAAAGUUUGGUCAUUGAAUUUGACGCUACAUUACAUAUCAGAUGAUGGUAAUUUGAUCGAUGCAGGUGUUAUCGCAGCUGCAGCGGCUUUAUUGCAUUUCAGAAGGCCUGAUGCAACGGUAAUAGGUAAUGAAGUGACGUAUCACUCAGAAGACGAGCGCGUUCCUGUCCCAUUGGCCAUCAACCACACUCCAAUCAGUUUCAGUUACGUCUUCUUCGACGAUUUUGAUAAUGCAGUACUUGACCCAACUGCACUCGAGUCACAGCUCAGUAGCGCGACGUUCACUAUUACUACUACACCACAAAAGGAGGUUCUCACAAUUACGAAGAAUGGCGGAACGACUUUCGCACCACAGACGGUAUUGGAUUGUCUCGGUCACGCAACCGAGAGGGCUGCUGUUAUUUCAAAACAAUUACACACCGCUAUCAACGAAGACCUAGAUAGAAGGAAGAUAGGCGGUGUUUUAUAAACUUUUAACGUUAUUUAUUACCUUAGAUAGAACUGAACAAUGACC
Molecule: messenger RNA, 913 nt
Organism: Wallemia mellicola CBS 633.66
Lineage: Eukaryota; Fungi; Basidiomycota; Wallemiomycetes; Wallemiales; Wallemiaceae
Product: exosome complex exonuclease rrp45
Exons: 2
Coding region: 8-868 (286 amino acids)
Biological process (GO): nuclear polyadenylation-dependent rRNA catabolic process; nuclear mRNA surveillance; nuclear polyadenylation-dependent mRNA catabolic process
Cellular component (GO): cytoplasmic exosome (RNase complex); nuclear exosome (RNase complex)
Source: RefSeq, a predicted model, not a curated record